AAAUUACUCUGAAGAAAUGGAUCCACUGGUUUUUUUCAGAAGGUUCUGGUUAUACAAGGAAACAGUGUUGCAUGUAUUAUUGCAAAUAGAUGAUCUCAUUCUAAGACAAAUAUCUAUAUGAAUGCAUUCAUUUUAGGAAUCACAGCAUUUCACCAAUGAAUCAGCUUCUAUGCUGCUUAAGGUACUAUGCCAGUGCAGGUCAUAUUAGGCAAACUGCUUAUUUUAUAGGAAUGCAUGCAAGCACAGCCUGCAGAAUUGUUGGAAGGGUAUUAAGAACUAUAGCCAGCUUAUUCCCAAGUUAUGUCCAAAAUCAAUUAUUUAAUUGUAACACAGGAUAUUGAAAUGCCUACAAUUAAGAAUCACAAUGUCAAUACUGCAAGAAUAAAUGAUUAAUUGUUUUGGAAAUUUUUGAAUGUUUCUUUUUCUCGAGCUAUAAUGCGAGG
Acanthoscelides obtectus is the source of this 443-nucleotide messenger RNA. Lineage: Eukaryota; Metazoa; Arthropoda; Insecta; Coleoptera; Chrysomelidae. The record is from the annotation of a GenBank genome assembly.